GGCAUGAUGUCGGUUGGUGCGAGGGUGAACGGUUUUGGAUCGUUAAGGUUAAGGGUUGUUGGCUGUCCCGCCGAAACCCCACCGAUAAAGUUGGUUGAAGAUGAAAACCAACAACAACAGCAACAAAAAUGCACACAUACAAAAAAAUAAACAUUUGUUCGACAUUGGGUAAAGUGGCUGGGAAAAGUGUCAUCAAACACACGUGCCACAGUUCCGGAUUGGGUGCGUUGUAGCGAAUGGAAAUGUGGCAUUGAAAGGAGUGGUCUGAAAUUAUGAGGAUAUUGUGUAAUCAUAAAGCAACUCUAACUAGGGAAACGGACCGAAGCGUUUGUUGUUAAAAUUAUUGUAGUGUUUAUGAACACAAUGCGAAAGGUGUUGGAACAAACUUUUGUGCAAACAUUUUCAACUUCUGAAUACGAAUUUUCUCUCCCGGUAGAAUAAUCAUCAAAGUUUCAUACAUUUCACAAUUUCCUAUUAAACUACUGUCUGGGAACAACUCCUCUUUAUUGUUCAUUCAUGAUCAACUUUUCUAUAUUUUGUAAAAAGCAAAAAUAAAGCCCAAUUCUUAUUCAAAUCUCGUUCUUGAAAGCUUCCACACAAAGCAUUUUCCAAUGUGAAACCGUUUUUCAAAAACCCAACUUAUCUGACUUGCUGAACUGCUGACGACGAUAUUGCUGGCGGGUUAUCACCACCCAUCGGUCCCGCAUCCGAACACCCGAAAGCGCGACUGAACGCACGGCUCAUGAUGUUCCUUCCCCAAGAUAAAUAGCUACUUGCCUAAUCAGAACGCGUCCUACGCAAACAAAACUUGCAAACACUAGAAAACUCAGGAUACAAAGCUAAAUAUUCAUUCGCAUCCUGUGUAAACCGAGCUGGAUUUGCUCGAGAACCAUUAUGCCUUUAACGUAAUUGAAAUAUUCGUUCCCUGCUACCUUGGUCGAUGAAUUUUCUGCAAAACACGACGUUUAAACUACGGUACGGGAGAUCAACGUUUUUGGGGUGAAGAUUAAUUUUCAUGUGCUUCACCUCACAGGAAGUCGAAUGGGAAUGUUUUCAAACCAAAUCUUGCAUUUGUGUGUGCAAAAAGGACUGAGGAGAAAUAGCGAACAAAUUUUUAGCUUAGUGUCGCUUAGGAAAAUCUUCCUAAAGCUUCACGCUACAAAAGCAUCCCCUCGAUUAUAAUGAACGGCGUGUGUGAGCCGUCCGGAACCCGAAGGGAUUUAGCUUCAUGACGCAGCAAGAGGGUCGAGCGAAUUUUGUUGACAUAAAUUAGCGAUAACAUGUUCGUCCGACAAAACGCUGUCAUUUCGGCUCGACAAACAAGCCAAACAAACACAAGUUUGCUGUGCUGUGGAUCGGGGUAUUUGCUGCCUAUCAUCGUAACACCCAGGAAGGUGACAACCAUCGAUGGGAUCGUCGACCGAACAGCCAGCACACGACACAAAAGCUUGUGCAAAUACGACAAAUGGGGUGAAACGGAGCAAGAAUUCUACUGCCGUUUACCCGUUGUCCUGAACCGUUGCAGUCCGGUAAUUGUGUCUUUUUCUCGUUUCAUGCUUUCAAAGACAUUUCGAUGCACCUUCCGUGUAGGGACAGCAUGAUCAAAACAACCACACUCGAUUGAUAAUUAAUUGCGUGUAAAAUAACUUCCGGUGUACAAAAUCGAUUUUAGUUAUUUUAACAAAGCACUGGGCGCCUCCAUCCUUAUGUGUCAUACUAAAACAUUGGAUAAAACCUCUAACACCUAAAUAUUUCGUACGUAUUUUUCUAGAAAUUAAAAAGUUGAAGAAAAGAGACAAUUUUUUUGAACACCCAAAUAAAAGUCAAAUUUAUCUCAAAUUUAAAUAAAUUUAAUAUACUAUAUAUGUACUUACAUUCCAGAAUGGAGCCGCCCGGUGGUUUAUAUGAUAAACGGUGCGACAGAAACGGGUAUCAAAUCCCAUCCUGAUUCAAGGGCUGACUAUCCAGUAAAUAUAAGUCUAAUAAGCCAGAAAUGGUCGACAUGAUCUUAGGGUCCCUUAAGCCAAGAAGAGAGAGUGCGAGAGAGAGAGAGAGAGAGAGAGAGAGAGAGAUUCAAGAAUUUUCCAAUAUUUUUCUCAUCCUUUGCUGAACCGAUCUGUAGUCUUUUAAUAACUUUUUUUUAAAACUCUAACUAAAAGUUUUUGUUAAAUUAACAGAUGAAGAAUAAAUUUUCUAUGAUUUGAUUCACACAAAUCAAUAAAAUGAUUCACCUUUACAAAAUAAUCAAAAGGAAGCAUAGCAUUUAAAGGUUUUCCGUUGAACCCAAAAACAUUGACUGAAUGCUCAAAACCGAAACGAAAUCAAACAUUAUAACGCCCUUUACUGUUAUGCUGUAAUUGGCUUCGUCUGUAACAUCAUUCAACCAUAUGACGCACAUCGAAGCGCAAUCGUUACCAGCCGGGCAAGGCAAUUAACUUUCCAACUGCUCAAACCCGGAUGAUUUUGUCGCUCAAACUCGCGACUGUCACUCUCUGGUGGGCAGAAGGUCAACGUGAACGGAAAAGUUUUAAUUUCCUCUGCCUAAUCAUCUGCCACCGGUCUCAGAUCCACCCGAUGGACGGGGUUACAGUAAUCCAAUCGCAACUUUGCUCAAAGUCAAAAGUUACCCGGAAUUACUGUAACUUUUCCCACCUCCACUAUUACCGGUGACCUGGGUUCAUGGGUUUUUUUUGGGGGUUGAAUUGAAAAUUAAUUCUUCGUUCAAAUAUUGGCUGAAAACGUGCCAAGUUGGUCAUUCCUUCUUUACCGUCAAGAGAGAUCGGAUCGCAAGAUCUUUUCUGUCAUCUCGUGAUCAUAUCUUUCGAUCGUUCACAAUGUCUGCCUUAGUGAGUUUAGUCAAACAGCACAUACAGCGCGUCACCGAUGCUGGUCAGCUCGUAAUCAUUAACGGUAUGGAUCGUUUCAUUGGCUUCUUCUCGUGGGACGUACAACAACGCAUUACCUGGCUCAAGCUCGUACUGAUAGUGUUUGCGGUCGCAUACGAAAUCACAGCCAUCGUGGCGAUGGCACUAGCCUCCAUGAGAGGAAUGUUUACGGAGCGUAGCUUUACGAUGAGUUUCGUCACCAUGACCGGAGCCAUGUGUAUCGUGAUUUGGGUCUCGCUGGCAGUGUUUCGUCGAGAUCUUACCGCCACGGUGGCAUUUCUUCAGCAGCGUCAACGUACCAUCCACAACGAGAAAGCACCGCGGAAAGCUCUGCUCGAUCGAGUCACUCGCUAUCUGUGGCUGUUCUAUCUGCAGAACAUUGCGCAGGUAUUUUUCUGGAUCAAUCUACUGCGUGACUGUAGCCCACUGGCAGUGUUUGAGCUCCCCUUGCUAGACAGUGCGAAUGUGUUGCUGUAUCCCGUGGCCAUGACACUCAUGUCGCUUAUGUUCAUCCAUACGAUCAUGAUCGUAUCUACGCUGCUGAGUGGUCUUACGCUCGAGUUCUACUGGCUCGGGCAAGAGUUUGAGAAGGUGUUUGGUGAAUGUAGCACGAUCGCUGCUAUCUACCACCAGCGUUACUGGGACGCACUGGAACGAAAAAUUCGAACAUGCGUUACGGAGCACCAACUACUGCUGGCCCAAAUAAGCACGCUGCGUAACAAUUUAAAGCUAUAUUUGCUGCUAAAUUUGGUUGCCGAUUUUACACUCAUUACCUUCGCCGGCUGCCAGAUGGUGAUGUCCAACGAAGGUGAUCAACACUUGUAUAGCAUACUGGCCGCUCUUACUGCGUGUUUGAACAUGUUGAACUUUGGAGGAUUGUGCGAUUUACUCAAGAUACAGGUCAGUUCUCGGGAUCGUGCAAAACAGACGAAGGAUUUUAAUCAACAUCCCACAACACACAAACACACACGUAUCUUACAGGUUCAUGCCAUCAAGUUUCAUCUGUACAGCUCCCAGUGGACAGAUUACUUGCGACCAGUUUCGGGACCACUUUAUCAACGUUGCCGCCGGAUCCGGUCCAGCAUGCUGGUCGUGAUGACGCGGGCCGAGCACGAACUGCGCAUUAGUUGCGGAAGCGUCUACGAUAUGUCGCUUGCCACUUGCUGGGCUGUGUUGCAGUUCAGCUACUCCGUGUUUACACUGCUGCUGAGCUUCUUCGAAAACACACCGAGAAGCCAAUGAAACACUGUUGCCCUUUUUU
Molecule: messenger RNA, 4146 nt
Organism: Anopheles funestus (African malaria mosquito)
Lineage: Eukaryota; Metazoa; Arthropoda; Insecta; Diptera; Culicidae
Exons: 1
Coding region: 2835-4127 (430 amino acids)
Biological process (GO): detection of chemical stimulus involved in sensory perception of smell; sensory perception of smell
Cellular component (GO): plasma membrane
Molecular function (GO): olfactory receptor activity; odorant binding
Source: RefSeq, a predicted model, not a curated record